Fundulus heteroclitus (mummichog) is the source of this 5107-nucleotide messenger RNA. It is a transcript of the gene abhd17aa, whose product is annotated as abhydrolase domain containing 17A, depalmitoylase a. Gene Ontology annotation, biological process: protein depalmitoylation. NCBI's taxonomy places the organism in Eukaryota, Metazoa, Chordata, Actinopteri, Cyprinodontiformes, Fundulidae. The record is from RefSeq and is a predicted model, not a curated record. Gene Ontology annotation, cellular component: endosome membrane; plasma membrane. Gene Ontology annotation, molecular function: palmitoyl-(protein) hydrolase activity. The transcript has 6 exons. The coding region runs from base 287 to 1372 and encodes 361 amino acids.
UAAAAAAAAAAAAAAAAAAAAAAAAUCUGGUAGCCAUGAAUUUCAGCUAGCUUGCCACCGACAACUGGCUGGUCCACUUGAGUUAGUCCAUCCAUGUCAAGACACAGGGGGGGUUCACCUUGUCCUGCGCUGCUUCUGACUACACACAGCGGCUCUCCAUCCCGCCUACCGGCCUGCCGUGAAUCGGAUCUGGCUGGCUCACUGAAGAGACUGCAAGACCUCGGUGCAACGCUUUGCCAUUUAACCUCAACCCAGAAGGGUUUAUAAUCCAGAUCUGUGCCAGAAGAUGAACGGCCUGUCCAUACGAGAGCUAUGCUGCCUCUUUUGCUGCCCCCCUUGUCCCAGCCGCAUUGCAGCCAAACUGGCGUUUCUCCCUCCAGAGCCCACCUACGCUUUGCUCCCUGACCCAGAUCCUGGAUCUGGAGCAACAACUGUGUCUGCCAACUCUGGGGCCGCUCCCCCUUCACUUGGAGCGCCAGGACUGCGUUCGCGGCUGGGUAAUGCCAGUGGAUCUGACAGGGGAGGUGGUGGAGGAGGAGGAGGAGGAGGAGGUGGCGGCGGUGGUGUUGGUGUUGGAGGCAGCAGCGGUGGGGCUGCCAGCACCAGCGGCACUAUCGGCGGACCCGAAGGCAGGUGGAAGUUGCACCUCACAGAAAGAGCCGAGUUCCAGUAUUCACAGAGAGAACUGGACGUGACUGACGUGUUCCUGACAAGAUCUAGCCGAGGGAAUAGAGUUGGAUGCAUGUACAUUCGCUGUGCUCCUAAUGCCAGGUUCACAGUGUUGUUUUCACACGGCAACGCCGUAGACCUGGGUCAGAUGAGCAGCUUCUACAUCGGUUUAGGCACACGCAUCAACUGCAACAUCUUCUCCUACGAUUACUCAGGCUACGGCGUUAGUACUGGCAAGCCGUCUGAGAAGAACCUGUACGCAGACAUCGAUGCUGCAUGGCACGCCCUGCGCUCUCGGUAUGGCAUUAGCCCUGAAAAUAUUAUCCUGUAUGGCCAGAGCAUCGGCACGGUGCCCACAGUAGACUUAGCAUCAAGGUUUGAGUGCGCCGCAGUGGUCCUUCAUUCUCCUCUCACCUCCGGCAUGAGGGUGGCCUUCCCUGACACCAAGAAAACGUACUGCUUUGAUGCAUUCCCCAACAUCGAGAAGGUUUCAAAGAUCCCGUCUCCAGUGCUCAUCAUUCACGGUACAGAGGACGAGGUGAUCGACUUCUCUCACGGCCUCGCCCUGUUCGAGCGUUGUCCCAAGGCCGUGGAGCCGCUGUGGGUGGAGGGGGCCGGCCACAACGACAUCGAGCUUUAUAGUCAGUACUUGGAGAGGCUACGGCGCUUCAUCAACCAGGACCUGGCCGCACAGCACGCCUGAGAAACAAGCCGCCUCUACGUGUUUGUAUCUAUGACACUGUGUAUGUGCAUGUUUUUGUGUGUGUGUGUGUGUGAGAAAGAGUGUGUGAGUAUGUUUGCCAUGAAUGUGUGUGUGUGUGUGAUUUAGGUCACAUCUGUGUGUCUUUAAAGCAGCACACCUACAGGUUCAACACAAACACAACCCAUGUUUGUGUUUCCUGUUUUUAAAGGUGACUAAAUUUUUUAAACCGUCAUUAGCUUUAUACAUUUGUACGGUGUUGGUAAAAACACUAAAGAAUUAGACGGAAGUCGUUUCAGAGUUGCGGCGUUGAGUCGUUCCCCGAAGGACAAACCUGGGACCGGCAGCUUUAAAACGUGUUGACUUAAUCCAAUCGAUCAGCGAGAGACUCGGUCCAAAAAGGCACACAGAUGUCGUUGUGAGCGGAAGAUGCUGCGAGGUGUGCGUUCAACCCACCGUAGGUCUGCGUGCACACGGUGGUACGCGUGAGUGAAUGUGUGUAGAAAUGAAGGACAUCCUGAUGACUUGGAAAUCUAGAGUAGUGGAAGGCUAAUGAGGGCAUCGAUACUGAUGUUUCCUUUUUGUCUUUUUUUUUUUUUAAUUAAUCAUGUAAUAACUUGUGCAUAAUGAAGAAUACCUCCACAGUUUGACUAGUUCUCUUUUCCAGUGGACAAAUCCUGAUCAAGCAUGUCCCCAACCCCAAACUACCUGUUUACCUUUUUAAUGGACAUCAAUCCGACUGACCGGGCAUUCCCAAGUUCUUCUCCGGCUAACGCUAACCUACUUACUGUGUGGGUUUUUUGGGGGGGCAGGGAGGAGGGUCUGGAACAAGAGGAGGGGAGACAGUCAUUUCGGAGUAGUCGGAAAUCCUUUCACAGCUUGCACGGCCGCUGCGUGUCAUACUUUUUAUCCUCAUUAUUAAUUCUCAAAAGGCCAGCUUCCAUGUCUUCUCCAGGCCUAAACUUUCCACCGAGUAGCAGAAACAUGUUUCAGGGAAUAAAUUAGAUUUCCUAUUCAAUGAGUAUUAAUUUUUCGAGGUUUUUAAGGGCAAGUCUGCUCACCUGCUUACCCAGAGUGGAUGAGCGAAUAAGAUUUAUGGAGCAGCAGAGCGGUCGGCGUGCGCGGGUCUGAGUUCAGGUUUAUCUGCACUAAUCACGCCCUCCUCGAAUGUUAGUAAUUUGUCGCUUUUAGUGAUUUAUUUAAUUUGUUCUUGUUUCGGGGUGGAUUGGAACAAGAUGCAACUUCCUGACUUAAAGAAUCAGCGGAACAGCUUUACAUUUAUUGUGCAUUUUCUUUAAUCCACAUAGGCAUUGAAAAUAUACACCAGCCUCAAAUACAUACAGGCACCCCUAGUGAUAUUCAUAUCUUUAACAAGCUUGUGUUAGAAUCCUAGCUGAAUAUUUGCAACCUCUUUUUAGUAAAGCCCAGUUAAAAGUAUUGGUCUCCUGAGACACAGUCAGCUUUUAAAGAUAGUCCAAUAGUUUUUCACUAAGGUUGAGCUCUGACUUGUUCCCAAAGCGUAAUGUUGAUGCCCACAUUAUCGACCGGUUUUGAUUUGGGGUUUAAAACUCGAUGGUGUGCACGCUUCAACCACGGAUGUCUUGAUUUGAGUUGGAAGUUUAAGAAUCUGGAGCUAUAGUUUCAUUAUUCUGUCUAAGCUUUGUGCACCUUGUGAAUCUUGUUUGAACAAAUGUUUUCUGAUCCUUCCACCCUGAGAACAGAAUGGUUUACAAAAAGCGUAAAAUACAAGAGCCUUUUUUUCCCCCUCAUGCUCUGCUAGAAAUUGACCAGCUGUCUCUUGGCGAGAACUGAUAUAAAAACAUUUGUUAAAUGUUUUCAACAUUAGCCUUCAGUCUGAGGCGCCGCUGAAGUUGAUGCCUUUGAAGGUUGAUGCUUUUGUUUGAGUUGACUCUAAAUGCCGCUGUUUGCUGCAACAAACACAAAUUAUGCCCAUUUUUAUUCACAGAUACCAUGCAUAAUCUGAAUUGGGCGAUUGGCAUUCAUCAGUUUCUGGUAUUGCUACAGACCCGCCCACACGAAGAUGGGUUUGACCGUAUCCGAGAAACUUCUUGGUGGGAUGGGGGUCCCGUCUAGACGAAGCGGCCAUGAAACCCAGAGAGGGAAAGUGUGAAGCCGCCUCCGUCUGGACACCCCCAUCCGCUCGAGCCUGUUUGCGCAUCUCCCUUAACACUCAUGCGCUAACAUAUAAGACAACAGUGGCACAUCUCGUGUCUCAGAAACUAUUUAAUUUAUUGUGGAUUUUACACUAACACGUUUUCCUCCUAUGGCGUUUGUGUGGACAGACAACAUGGUCGUCAACAAACGGCUCUUUUCUCUUUUUUUUUUUUUUUUCCCUGGCCUCUUCUUCCUUUACUUCUGUGGCAGCGUUUGAGCGCCACUCACUGGCUUGGCAUAGGUAUUGCGACGCCUAUUGCAGCUCCUCCGGCUUCAUGCAGUUUCAUCUUUGCUUCUCGACCUUUUUCUGUGCGAGUGCGGUAUUGGGCUCCGUGUGGAUGUAGCUUUGCCACCGCAGGACAUUUGCCUGGCUAGGUGACUCUAAGCUUUGAUGUAAUUAUUCCUAAGUCGUUUGUUUUGGCUGUUUCAUAAUCAUGCCUCCUGGUGUUAGGACUAACCAGAUCAGGUGCCAGGAUGGGAUAUGGAGGCUUCCUGUACCUUCCCGCUUUGUUUCCAUCUCUGGCCCUAAAUGUACAGAAGCUCUCUUGUGGCUGGCAGCACGCUGCAAUGUCUGACACAAGCCAUACUUGAGCCUCGUCACUGUUGGUGUGGUGCAGGUUCCACCACACUUAUGCACACACACACACACACACACCUUUGCACUUCAACAUACACACACACAUAAAAACACAACAUACACUCUAUGUAUAUUUACACAUUUAUUACAUAUAUAUAUAUCUGAUCUAGCAUGAAAAAGCAGGUCUUACGUUCAGCACUAUUGUACAAAGCAUCCAAAAAUGUAACAAGGGUAUAAAAUGUACGUCUGUCUUCUCGUUAUCAUGGACUGUGCUCUAAAAGGAAAGCAUCAAGGAUGCAGGUUUUCCUGGGUGGAGAAGUACUAACAGGUCCUGUGUGCAGACCUGCUGUAUUACAAGGUGUUUGCUGCACAGGAGAUCCAUCAAUUUCAGUGAUAGUAGCUGUGUUGUAUAAAAAAAGGGAACAUUUAUUAACCGGCGCUGACCUGAUUGCUCCUUUUUGGGAGCGCGAGCGGGUCUCGGGAAGCAGCAGAAAACGUUUUCUGAAUACCACUCACCUCCUGUCUGCUCAAACAGGUUUUUUUUUUGUUUGUUUUUUCCUCCCGUUCUCAUCCUGUGCUUCUGUGUAUGUGAUAUUUGAUUAAUGGAAAUCUGUUACAUUCUCCAACUCAGAAACUUGAGUCAUCAGAUGAAGUUGAGAGGGUAAAAAGUCUCUGUUUGGAAGUAAAAUUUGUCCUCAGUUUUCUACCGGGAUGGGUCGGGGAAACCAGGGAGACGUCACUGGGUUGGAAACGUUUAUCGAUGCACCACUAUGGUUGAUAUAUUGUAUUCUCUGGCCUUGAAUGUCCAUUGAUUGGGGGUGGGAGGGGGAGGGGGGGUAAGCAGUUAAAACUGUAUGCAUGUCGUGUUUUGAAGAGCAGAUGAUGGGAUGGAGCAUAAUCUCUUGUGUUGUCAAUGUGAGGAUACAGCUGAAUUCAUGGCGUUGGAAGAUUAAAACUCCAAAAAAAAAAAAAAAAAGAAGAAAAAA